GCUUGCAGCCCACAAGGCCGGCUGCAUCAACAGAGGGGUGGCCAGCAGGGCGAGGGAGGCGACUGUGCCCCUCUGUGCCCCAUACGCCCCUUAGUUACAAUCACGGAACUGCCCCUGUCGAUCACCGCGUGUUUGCCCCCCUCUCCCCCCCCAACAUGGCGGCGAGCCCUCAGCAUCUCGCGCUGCCGGCGGGCGGACGUGACAUUACGCCCCGCCCCGCCGGGACGGCACACCACUUCCGUCCGGCCGCGUGGAGGGAGGGGGUUGUGCACCAACGGCUGUAACGGCUGUAACGUCCCAACCGUAACGGUAACAGCCCCCGCGCGCCGCCUGCCAUGACGCGCUGGGCCCGCAAGGCCGUCGCCGCCGAGGGGGGCAAGGCGCUGCCGGCCACCCCCUGGGAGGAGAUGGCGGCGGCGCCCCGCGGCGCAGUGGUGGCGGUGCCGGCGAGGAAGAGGAGGAGGAAGGAGUACGCGGACCGCGACGUCAACGGGUUCGCUGCCCACCUCAGGAAGGCGGCGGGCGGCGGGGCGGCGGAGGGUGAGGAGCAGCAGCAGCAGCAGGAGGACGAGGAGGAGGCGGCCGCGGCUGUGAGGAAGGCUCUGCGGCGGGAGGGCCGGCGGCUGAGGCGGCAGGAGGCGAGGAGGAACGCCAUGGUAUGUUUCCACUGUAGGGAACCUGGCCACGGUGUUGCUGAUUGCCCAGCGGUGCUUGAAAGUCAAGAUAUGGGUACAGGGAUCUGUUACCGGUGUGGAUCCACAGAACAUGACAUCAGCAAAUGCAAGGCAAAGAUAGAUCCAGCUGCUGGGGCAUUUCCGUAUGCAAAAUGUUUCAUCUGUGGUGAGAUGGGACAUCUGUCAAGGUCAUGUCCAGAUAAUCCUAAAGGAUUGUAUGCUGAAGGUGGCUGCUGCAAACUCUGUGGUUCUGUGGAGCACUUUAGAAAAGACUGUCCAGAGAACAAGAACUUAGGUGGAAAAAUGCUUCAUAAAUCUGCCUGGCUGAUGAGCUCAGCUCUUUUAAUAAAAUAUAUGGUUUUAUCUGAGCCCUCCCUUCAGAUCAGAUUACGGUUGGGCGAUGGGCCACUGGAAUGAGUGCUGAUUAUGAAGAAGUUACAGAAACACCAAAGCUGCAAAAACCCAAAGUGAAACUACCUAAGGUUGUUAAUUUCUAAAGGCCUGUGUUGGAUGCUAAGCCACAGAUCCAGCGCACUGCUGCACUUCAGAGUAGCGACUGUGUAGAGUGGACUGAACUGCAAGUUCCAGAAAAUCGAGCGGACUGUUGUUGCUACAGUUGUGUCCCUGAUUUUUUCAGUUUGCCUCCCAGACUCAUCUAGCUUACUGAAAAGCUGGGGACAUCAGAAAUGCAGCAAGCGGGUAUUUCAUUUUUAUAUAUUUUUGCAGAAAUACAGCUUUCUGUCUGAUUCACAUUCCCUCCCAUGGCUAGCUCUCCGAAGAGGGAAAUCUGAGGAGAGAAAUUGGUUUCCUCUCAUAGCAUAAAUCUGGUGUAAUAACCGCACAGGGUAUGUGGACUGUAUCACGCAGGUUUAUGACCAGUGGAUCCACCUGGUCAGUAGGGUUAACUCAAGAGUGUUGCUGUUGUUGGGUAUGAGUACAGUUCUGCUGAUCUUGAGAGUUUCUGCACCAGCAUGCGAAAGAACUUCUUCACGGUGAGGGUGACGGAGCACUGGAACAGGCUGUCCAGGGAGGUUGUGGAGUCUCCUUCUCUGGAGAUAUUCAAGGCCCGUCUGGACGCCUACCUGGGCAGCCUGCUCUAGGGAACCUGCUUUGGCAGGGGGGUUGGACCCGAUGAUCUCCCGAGGUCCCUUCCAACCCCUUCAAUUCUGUGAUUCUGGGAUUUUUCUGAAAGCGAUUGUGGGUAUUUUCUAAACACUCUUGUUGGUUUCUAGCUUGGUUUGCCUUCUAGAAAGAGUGAUUUUGUGCUCUGAAUGUAUACACCUGACCUGUCUUACAGCAGAGUUAUCGGGAAAGCCCUACAGAGCUGUGUGAGUCCUGCCUUCUGACUGGAGAGCUUAGGGGUGCAAUUCCUUUUGUGCGUGGUAGAUCAGCUCAGGGUGUAUGUGCAUGAAUCUGAUGGUUCAUGCAUGUUUAAUUAUUUGAGCACUUCUGCACUAACAAGCUGAAUUAUGCCCUUCCUCUGAUACCCAUCAUGAAAUACACCUGAAAAUAGUUGGAGAGCAAAUGAGCAGCUUCCUUAGUUUGUGUACUUUUUUAGAGAAAGUGCUCAGAAAUCUUGUUCUUCAGUAUUUCUGUCCCUUUGGGUUUUAUUCUUUGUUUUAUUUAAACAUGCCUGCUUAAUGGCAGACUUAUUUAUUUUUAAAUGGAGGCUGCAGCCUGCACUUGGAAAACUGGUAUGUGUUACAAAAGUCACUCAAGCCAAUUGAGAAUGGAGUGCCUGCAGCAGCUCUCAAAAUACUCUCCAGAUUCAUCCUGUGCAGUCAAGAGUGAUAGACUUUUACUUGUGUCAAAUUAUCUCAUCUAAGAUGAGAAAUUAACCCCAAGCUCAUCUCACCAUGCUGCUUUUCAUUGUGAAGCAGUGUCCUGUCGCAGCAUUGGCAGGUGCCGUUUGGGAUCUCUGUGCAGUGCUCCUUCCCUGUGUAGGUGUGGGCUCAAGCGCCUGCACCAUUGGGCUUCCUCAUGCUGCACUUCUGCAGUGCUGCCCCAGGACAAAUGCGGCACUUCGGUGCUCCACAAGUCUUACAAGUGCCUUCUAACAACUUCAGCUUGCAUUAUAUCGUGAUCAGCAACAGUCUUUGAGGGAAAGCUAGAUGAUGAUAAAGCUGUUGCUUCUAAAGAAUUAAUUUAACCUUUAAAUAAAUGUCCUAACAGCCCAUACACUGCCCUGUCGAGAAUGUGAAGGUAACAACAAACCUGAGUUCAGAUUUGGGUUUCGAGAUGCUUAGCACCAGGCACUGAAGCUAUGGAUUUGGAAUUUACGUUUAUUAAAGCAAAAACAAAUAACAACAACAACAACAAAAUAAAACAGGAAUUUAAUUGUCUCAAUACAUGUUUUGUAUACGCACUGUUUUUUUUAAAUAAAAUGCUGGUAAAG
Cygnus olor (mute swan) is the source of this 3069-nucleotide messenger RNA. It is a transcript of the gene ZCCHC9, whose product is annotated as zinc finger CCHC-type containing 9. The record is from RefSeq and is a predicted model, not a curated record. The transcript is spliced from 6 exons. Gene Ontology annotation, molecular function: nucleic acid binding; zinc ion binding. Lineage: Eukaryota; Metazoa; Chordata; Aves; Anseriformes; Anatidae. The coding region runs from base 336 to 1091 and encodes 251 amino acids.